CGUCUUCUUCUUCUUCUUCUUCUUCUUCUUGUCAUCCUCCUCCUCCUCCUCCUCAUCAUCAUCCUCACAAUGGCAUCACUUCGCAGUGGUCCCAUCGCUCCAGGCAUCGCCUUCGUGACCGGAGGUGCUCGUGGCCUGGGCAAUGCCAUAGCUGUCUCGUUUGCCAGGGAAGGCUCCAAAGGUAUAGCCCUGGUCGACAUCCAGGACGAGAAGACGUUUGAGCAGGGCAAGGCCGCUGUGACCAAAUAUGGCACCAAGUGCAUUACCAUUCACGCCGAUGUGACCAAAGAGGAUCAAGUGGAGAGAGCCAUUGCUGAGGCUGUCAAGGAAUUCGGCCGAAUCGACUAUGCUGCAAACUUUGCUGGCAUCCUAGGACCUGUUACACCUGCGACAGAAACUCCCCUCGAGUCUUGGAAAAACCUCAUGGACGUCAACCUAAUGGGAGUAUGGCUCUGUGUCAAGCAUCAACUCAAACAAAUGAUGCAGCAGAAUUCCGUCGACGUGGAAGAAGGCAGAGUGCCACAACUGGGCUCCAUCGUCAACGCUGCAUCUGUCAUGUCGAUCCAGGGCAGCGCCGGCACAGGUGCGUAUACUGCUGCCAAGCACGGCGUCGUAGGCAUCACAAAAUCAGCCGCUCUGGAAGCUCGCGAGCACAAUAUCAGAGUGAAUGCCGUAUCACCAGGAUUUUUGAUGACAGACCUUCUCAAGCCAUUUCUUGCAGCAGGCAAAAUUCCAGCAGACUCGUGGCCUCAUUAUGAAGCUCGACAGGGUCGAUCGGCCUCUUUUGAUGAGGUGGGAGAUGUGGUCGUCUUGCUCAGUACACCUCGUAUGAGUCUGGUCAAUGGCCACAAUUUAGUCAUUGAUGGUGGCUUUACGAUUAAUGGAGCUGCUUAGAAUGGAGUCAUUUCGUGUUAAUUGCACUGCCUCGUUUUGAAGAGACACACGUGACUCUUGUGUGUAGAGUAGAACUUGGGCAUUCUAGAUCUUAUAACAAACAACAUUCUCAUCCCCUCGUCAUCAACAAGCCUCUGUGAAUGAAUCUUUUCUCGACUCCAUGUCUCAUGGCACACAAUCAAUCUAUGCAACUCUCCUUCUCAGUGGCGUUAGCUGUCUUUUUCUUUUCUUUUUUUUUCAUUUGUAGGAUUCGAAAAGAAAGACUCUUUCCGUGGUAGUACAAAAACCUGCUUCUUCUCAAUUCGUUCGCAUGUUGUCAAGUCAUCACGACGACCCUCCAUUCCGAAACAAUCCUGACGAGUGGAUGAGCUAAAAUUCUUCUUUUUCGUGGUGUGGUUCCAAAAGCAAGUCAUGUAAGGUACAUGAGGUAGUAGAAUUGUUCUAUUCCAAGUGGUUGACGAGGACGACGGAUAUUUUGUCGAGCGAGGCGGGCACAGACAGAACGGCGGCAGGUGUGUACAUGUGAUUUCGCUGUCACUUCCU
This is a messenger RNA of Sphaerulina musiva SO2202, 1437 nucleotides long. Its product is annotated as NAD(P)-binding protein. The transcript is spliced from 6 exons. Bases 70 to 894 code for a protein of 274 amino acids. The record is from RefSeq and is a predicted model, not a curated record. Lineage: Eukaryota; Fungi; Ascomycota; Dothideomycetes; Mycosphaerellales; Mycosphaerellaceae. Gene Ontology annotation, molecular function: oxidoreductase activity.